UUUGAGGGCCUCGAGCUGUUCCUUAUGCUCUCACCUCAAAACCCCCACAGGCAUUUUUUAAAUUUAAGGAAAAAAACAUCAGGAUCUACCGCUAGGAUGUCUGAGAUUGAUUUUGAUCGUUUCUUAAGAGCUCGGGAAAGGCAUCAUGCAUUGUUCUAGGUCUGCAUUCUGAGUGGUUCGACUUCCCACAGUUCCACUCGUGUCAGCUCAUGUAGAAUACUGCAUAGAGGUAGGGUUUUACUCUGUUGGAUCAUCGAUUGUUUGAGAUGCGGUAGUAUUCCACGGGUCACCCAUGGAUUUCACCGAUUCCUACAAGCAGACGGGGCCCUGCUGUUUCUCGCCCGACUCCCACUACCUCGCUGUCGCCGUAGAUUACCGCCUGGUGAUACGAGACCUCGUUUCACUCAAGGUUGUACAACUGUACUCUUGUGUUGACAAAAUAAGCCAUAUAGAAUGGGCCUCCGACUCGGAGUACAUCCUUUGUGUUCUUUACAAGAGGCCAAUGGUUCAAGCUUGGUCACUAACCCAACCAGAAUGGACAUGUAAAAUAGAUGAAGGCCCGGCAGGAAUUGCUUAUGCAAGAUGGAGCCCUGAUAGCCGCCACAUUCUAACAACAUCUGAGUUCCAACUACGGCUGACUGUCUGGUCGCUUGUGAAUACUGCAUGCGUUCAUGUGCAGUGGCCAAAACAUACUUCAAAGGGUGUUUCUUUUACCAAAGAUGGAAAAUUUGCUGCUAUUUGCACCAGACGAGACUGUAAAGACUACAUAAAUUUGCUUUCUUGUCAUUCAUGGGAAAUCAUGGGCACUUUUGCAGUUGACACGAUAGACUUGGCUGGCGUUGAAUGGUCUCCAGAUGAUAGUGCCCUUGUAACAUGGGAUUCACUACUUGAUUAUAAGGUUCUCAUUUAUUCUCCAGAUGGCAGAUGCUUGUUCAAGUAUCAAGCAUAUGAAAGUGGUUUAGGUGUGAAAACUGUAACUUGGUCCACAUGUGGACAGUUUCUUGCAGUGGGUAGUUACGAUCAGACCCUAAGGUUAUUGAAUCAUUUGACAUGGAAAUUUUUUGCUGAAUUCACACAUAUACCCACUAUUCGUGGGCCAUGCGAUGCUGCUAUUUUCAAGGAAGUGGAUGAACCUUGGCAACUUGAUAUGUCUGAAUUAUCUUUGAGCAAAGAUUUCCCCAAAAAUUUACAAGGCAACUAUCAUGAAAACGCUGCUGAGGGGAGCUCUGGAGUUAAGUACAAAUUAAUGUGUCUUCCCAUUAGUUUACCAUACCAAAAGCCAGCAAUAGACAAGCCUAAUCCAAAACAAGGCAUCGGUCUAUUAUCAUGGAGCAAUGACAGCCAGUAUCUCUUCAGCCGCAAUGAUAGCAUGCCUAAUGUUCUUUGGAUAUGGGAUAUUCGCCAUCUUGAGCUUGCUGCAGUCAUAAUCCAGAAAGAGCCAAUACGCGCUGCUGCCUGGGAUCCAAAUUGCCCCCGCCUUGUUCUGUGCACUGGCAGUGCCCAUCUGUACAUGUGGAGUCCUUCAGGAGCGUACUGUGUUAAUAUUCCACUGCCACAUUUUGUGGUCUAUGAGCUAAAAUGGAAUGCAGAUGGAAGUCGUCUACUGUUGAAGGACAAAGAUACUUUCUGCUGUGCUGCGUUAGAUAGUAUUCUGCCUGACUCAUUUGAUGAUGAUUCUGAUUAAUAGGUUACUUAGUUCUAUGUGCGGAGUAUGAGAGUACUUAGCUGUGUACUCUAAUUUUUUUGAAGUACAAAGUUUUUUUACUGUA
Dendrobium catenatum is the source of this 1769-nucleotide messenger RNA. RefSeq names its product WD repeat-containing protein WRAP73. Bases 293 to 1684 code for a protein of 463 amino acids. The record is from RefSeq and is a predicted model, not a curated record. Gene Ontology annotation, cellular component: mitotic spindle; MWP complex; microtubule organizing center. NCBI's taxonomy places the organism in Eukaryota, Viridiplantae, Streptophyta, Magnoliopsida, Asparagales, Orchidaceae. Gene Ontology annotation, molecular function: protein binding. The transcript is spliced from 6 exons. Gene Ontology annotation, biological process: mitotic sister chromatid segregation; protein localization to mitotic spindle pole body; microtubule anchoring at mitotic spindle pole body.